AUGGCCGCUACAUCCGCUCUACGCAUGCCGGCCGAAUGGUCUCGCCACCGACGGACCCUGACGGCCUGGCCCGACCAGAGCUCUCAAAAAGAUGCCGAAACUCUGCAGGGCGCCGAGCGCGACGUCGCAGCCAUUGCCAACGCCAUUGUCGAGUUUGAGCCCGUGACGCUUCUCUGCCGACCGCGAAACGUGGCCCGCGCGAGGGCGCUGCUGUCCCCGUCCGUGGCCAUCCAGGAACUCGAGGUGGACGAGCUCUGGCUGCGCGACACGGGCCCCGUGUACGUCAAGAACGCCGAGGGCGCGCUCCUCGGCGUCGACUUCAACUUCAACUACUGGGGCGCCAAGUAUCCCGGCACUAUUGACCAGACCGUGGCGCGAUCCGUCCUGCGCCACGACAACACGGACCGGGUGCAGGCGCCGCUCGUCGCCGAGGGCGGCGGUCUCGAGGUCGACGGCGAGGGCACGCUCCUGGUGACAGAGAGCUCCGUCGUCAACGACAACCGCAAUCCCGGGCAGACCAGGGCGCAGAUUGAAGCGCACCUCAAGACGCUGCUCGGGCUGCAAAAGGUGCUCUGGCUCAAGGGCCUGCGCGGGCUCGACAUUACCGACGCGCACGUCGACGCCACGGCGCGCUUCGCCGCGCCCGGGCGCGUCCUGCUGAACCGCCCGGCCAGGACGGCCAGGAAGGCGUUUCUGGACGCCUGGGAGGACGACAAGCGCGUGCUGGCGGCGGAAACGGAUGCCAAAGGGCGCCGUCUGGAGGUGAUUGAGCUCGAGGAGGCCGACCCGACCAAGUUCGACGGCGACGAGUACGAGACGUGCCUCUCGUACCUCAACUACCUGCUCGUGAAUGGCGGGCUGAUUAUGCCCAAGUUUGGGGACCGCGUGGCUGAUGAGAGGGCGGCGACGCUUCUGCGACAAGUCUUCCCGGACCGCAAGGUGGUGCAGGUGCAGCUGGAUUCGCUUCGGAAGCUGGGCGGUGGAAUUCACUGCGCGACGCAACAGCAGCCAGAAUAA
Cordyceps militaris CM01 is the source of this 1017-nucleotide messenger RNA. Its product is annotated as putative peptidyl-arginine deiminase family protein. Gene Ontology annotation, molecular function: protein-arginine deiminase activity; agmatine deiminase activity. The record is from RefSeq and is a predicted model, not a curated record. Gene Ontology annotation, biological process: putrescine biosynthetic process. Lineage: Eukaryota; Fungi; Ascomycota; Sordariomycetes; Hypocreales; Cordycipitaceae. The coding region runs from base 1 to 1017 and encodes 338 amino acids. The transcript has a single exon.